GACACACCUCCAUGAUAAAGUCUACACCAUAUAUAGAUGGACUAGACUAUCAUAUCUCACCAUUCAUCCACACCUACUGUCCUUUGGAAUAGACCUGUCUAGAAUAUGUCUCAUUGAGAACCCACUGGUCAAUGAGACACUCUACUGUCCUUGCAUUAGAAACCCUACACCUGUGGACAUCAUGCAUAACCUACCCCUCCUCCUCCCCUCCAUCCAUUGCUGAUAAUAUAUCCUCAGAUAACAUUACCAUCAUUCAUGACUACCUAACUAUCAAUGAGACUUAUGGACGCUCUACUUUAUUGAAGUACUUUAGUGAACAUCAUCAGUCACCAAGUGCUUGUUUGCAUAAUGUAAUGGGGAAAGAAGGUCCUAGUUCCGUUGGUGAUAUCGUUAAUGAUAAUAAAUGGAAGGAGUUUAUGGAGGCUAAGGAACCAUGGGGUUAUAUGUGGCAUGAUUGUCAUGAUUUCUCACCAUUGCGUCCAUACUUACCUCAAAUUAAUGAUAAUAAUAUCAAGGAAAGCAAUGUAACAGUCUACACCUUAUUAACAAGAUGGCAGAAAGCAUUUUCUUAUGAAUUUGAUGAUGUUGACAUGAAUUCAGUGGUGCUAUUGGUAAUACAAGGUACUGUACACAUUAAGAUUGAUCCAAACAGACACUGUGUGCAGUAUUGCAUUGAACAAACUAAAAAGAUGAUAAUGAACCAGGGGGACAUUUUGAUUUAUGAUAAAAGGUAUUGGAUAUACAUUGCCAGAAGUUGGAGUGAGACAACAUUUCUAUUGACAAUACCUUUUAUCAAAUCAUCAAUUAAUAAUAAUUAAUAAUGCAAGCACUCAUGCAUGUGUGGGUG
Messenger RNA from Amphimedon queenslandica, 847 nucleotides. RefSeq lists its product as uncharacterized. The coding region runs from base 132 to 818 and encodes 228 amino acids. NCBI's taxonomy places the organism in Eukaryota, Metazoa, Porifera, Demospongiae, Haplosclerida, Niphatidae. The record is from RefSeq and is a predicted model, not a curated record. The transcript has 4 exons.